This is a messenger RNA of Purpureocillium takamizusanense, 3361 nucleotides long. RefSeq names its product DNA-binding transcriptional regulator ume6 (gene UME6). Gene Ontology annotation, cellular component: nucleus. Gene Ontology annotation, molecular function: DNA-binding transcription factor activity, RNA polymerase II-specific; zinc ion binding; transcription cis-regulatory region binding. The coding region runs from base 764 to 2965 and encodes 733 amino acids. The transcript has a single exon. The record is from RefSeq and is a predicted model, not a curated record. NCBI's taxonomy places the organism in Eukaryota, Fungi, Ascomycota, Sordariomycetes, Hypocreales, Ophiocordycipitaceae. Gene Ontology annotation, biological process: positive regulation of transcription by RNA polymerase II.
CCAACACCAUGAGCGAGGUCUUGCGAAGAGCGGCCAUGAUAUAAGUCUUUGGCCUCCAGCCGCCGGCCUGGAAUUUAACCCUCUUUUCUUUCGAUGUAGAAGGUGAGAAGAUCCAAGUGUCGUCCAAGGUUUCCCUUUUUUUUUUUUCUUUUAUCCCUCUUUUCCCUCUCCCUCCUGGGGGCGCCGUCCUCUCUCGUCCCCCGUCCGCCUCCUCCCACUCGCCCUAACAAACGUUGACAUUUUUCCUCCCGUGACGAGCAAGCCGGCCUUGCUUGGAACCAGUCAUUCCUUGACGUCUUGUGUUUGCGAGUGCGCCUCUUCAUCUUGUUGUGUUUAAUAACGACGCGAGCGUCGCCGCCAGUCAGCUGCAGCGACUCGAGUCGAGUGGCUGGCCACGAACCCCCGACUAAUUCGAUAAUUCAACAACUACCGCGCUUGGCUGGACCGCCGCCCUCUUGAGAGAAGGAAGAGAGAGCCAGCCAGGAGCCCACCCCUCUUUGCUCGCGGACGAUCGACCUUGGGGCCACGCACUUACUUGUUGGACCCUGGCCUCGUUUGUCGACCUUGUCUCUCGCCCGUCCCGCUUUUGGCUGCCUGCCCGCCCUCCUGUCCGCCCGCCCCCCUUGGCACCGUGCGGUCUUGAAUAUCUCACACGGAGGUACCUGGGCAACCCCACCCCUCCCCCCCCUGUCUGUCGCUCUCUCUGCCUGCCUUGUCGGCAAGAGCAACACCACCACCUCCUCGGCGCAGGUACUCCGUACAAAUGCCUACCGCGCCCCCCGACCAUCGCAAGAGCUCGAUGCGAGCUCCCGGAAGCGCCGUCAACAUGGCCGCGACGCAGUCUGCAAAGGCCAAGGCGGCCGUCAAGUCCGGCAAUGGAAACGCAAAGGCAAAGACCCAAAUGCACCGCCGGUCGCGCACAGGUUCGUUGCCUCCCACUUACACGCGGCCCGCCCACUUACACGCACUUGCGGUGUGUGCGGACGCAUCUGCGUUCGACGACGGACGGGCUUUCCUUCCGUCUCCAAUGGCCACGAUUCCCGCUGACUUUGGCAUGUUGUGUUUUCUAGGCUGCUUUACUUGCAGAUUAAGACGAAAGAAGUGCGACGAGGGCACCCCCAUGUGCACGGCAUGCAAGCACCUCGGCCUGCAGUGCGAGUACAAGCGUCCCAUGUGGUGGAGCAACAACGAUGCGCGCCGCCGCCACAAGGAGGACAUCAAGAACAUCAUCAAGCGCAAGAAGCUCGCGGAGAAGUCGUCGAACCCCAUCCAGACUUCGGUCUGCACUCCGCCGGGCCUCACACACUCUCUGCCGACCUCGGCCACCUUCACGGACCCCAUGGACCGCACCAGGUCUGCUUCCAUCGACUCGCACUUCUCGGCUGGCUUCAACUUCAACAGCCCGCCCAAUGGCGUCGACUACGGCGUGUACACGACACAAAUCCACUCCGACUUCAUUCUCAAUGGCUACUCGCCAUACGAGAUCGACGUCAAGACGGAGAGACAGAUGUUCGUCAAUGACGUUCCCACACUCAAGGAGUCCCACGUCUCAACUUUUAGUACAUACCACACUCCGCCGCCCCCCGGAACCGUCCUGCCAGCCGGCCCGCUGGAGGGUGCUUGGACCGAACACAUCCACCACGAGAGGAAGGAGUCGCUGUCCGAGGAGGCUCUAAAUGUCAACUUCUUUGACUUUUCCCACGGCCCCCACGACAGCACCGGGCAGAUCCGCAUUGAGCUGGAGGAGCACGACCAGCGCCUAUUGGAGCACUUCAUCCAGUUCGUGCUGCCAACAAUCUUCCCCAUUCUCGAGUCGAACCAACACGGCUCCGUUGGAUCCGACCUGAUCCUUCCCGCGCUUCAGUCCAACAGCGUCUACCUGCACUGCUGCCUCAGCAUCGCGGCCCAGCACCUCAAGACACAUGCCAAUGUCUCGGGCGAUGAAAUUGACAAUGACAUCAUGCGCCACCGCUAUGCCACCAUCUUCUCGCUGUGCGAGGCGCUCAAGCGUGACGAGAACCACCAGCAGAUCCUCGAGGCCACCCUGGGGCUCAUCUUCUUCCAAUGCAUCGUCGGUCGCUUUGACGAUGGCCUGCUGGACAUUGCCUGGCACCAGCACUUUCAAGCUGCAAUUAGCCUCGUCCAGAAGCUGGAGCUGCCUCGUCUGGUCUCGGAUGCCGCCAACGAGAUGAUGCGGACACCAUUCAACAUGACCCUCACUGGGUGGAUUGACAUCCUCGGCGCCACCAUGCAGGGUACUGCCCCCACGUUUGCACACACCUACCGCGAGAAGCAUCUCUCGCCCAACAAUCACCAUCUAGGUCUGCGCGAGCUGAUGGGCUGCGAGGACCGCGUCAUGUAUCUCAUCUCGGAGAUUGCCUGCCUCGAGUCGCUAAAGCGUGACAAUAUGGAUGACUUUGCUCUGUGCCAGCACGUUUCGGCACUUGGGGAGCAGAUCAACCAUCUUGAGGCUGGAGAUACCUGCCCUAAAAACCCUUUCAAUGCCAACGGCAGCCUGUCUCCAAAGCAGCUCUCCAAGAACAUUACCAACGCGUUCCGCCUUGCUGCGCGCAUCUACCUCUGCAGCCUGGUCCCUGGCUUCAGCCCCAGUCAACCCUCUCCAAUGGGCUUGGUUGACAAGUUGACGACCGCGCUCCAGCACAUUCCCUCCGGGCCCGAGGGAUUUGACCGCAGCUUGGUUUGGGUCUAUCUGAUUGGUGGCUCCAUCAGUCUCCCAAACAGCAACUUCCGAGUACUGUUCGAGGAUCGGAUCGCCCAGCUUGGCCAACAGUCUACGUGUGGCUCUUUUGGCCGCAUGGUCACGGUUCUUCGCGAGGUGUGGAUGCGGAACGACACACUCUCGCAGGCCAGCACCCCCGGCUCCUCGGGGUCGGAUGCGGGGCCGCCACACAUCCACUGGCGGGAUGUCAUGCAGAUGAAUGGGUGGGACUUUCUGCUCAUAUAGAGACCUCAGUCGUGCCCUUAGCCUGCUUGGCUCUUCUUCAACAGCUGGUCUUUGAAGGAAGCGAGCGGCCUGUCUCGACCAGAGGUCUCUAUGGAUAGGCUGUCCUCCCUUCUCAUGAUUGCAUAGUGCGACUCGCAUCUGAAGACGAAGCAGGCUCUGUCGUCGUCUCUGAGGAGGCAGGGUGCCUCGUUGCCUUUUUGUUUCAUCUUCGUUUUUUUUUAUAUUUUCUUCCAGGUUUUCCCCAUACCUUUCUCAUGGCAUUGAUCUGCCACAUAUACCCUCUGGUACGGGAUUUCAUAGAGGACGCCGCGAGGCACGCACACCAGGAGUGAGACGACACAAACAGGGAGAGAAGCGACACUUGGGAAGUCUUCUCGACACUUGGACACUUGGGGG